Molecule: messenger RNA, 4301 nt
Organism: Toxotes jaculatrix (banded archerfish)
Lineage: Eukaryota; Metazoa; Chordata; Actinopteri; Toxotidae
Product: NACHT, LRR and PYD domains-containing protein 3-like
Exons: 11
Coding region: 96-4301 (1401 amino acids)
Molecular function (GO): protein binding
Source: RefSeq, a predicted model, not a curated record
GUCGCCUCAUUGAUUUCAAAGGACAGCCUCCCUCUGCUGCAAAGAAGAUCCAUCAGAGACCAGACGUCCCUGUAACUGAAUCCAGCUGUGUGUCCAUGAAGAGCUACAGGUCAAAGGAUGACGUCAUUGAUUUCAAAGGACAGCCUCCCUCUGCUGCAAAGAAAGUGGACCAGGAGAGCCCAGAGGUUCCCAGUGCUCAGUCUGCCCAGCAGCAUCAAACACACCUGGACUCCAUAUUUAUGCUGCUGGAGGAGAACAUUGUCACUUUUGUGAAGAAGGAGCUGAAGAAGAUCCAGAAGGUUGCAAGUCCAGAUUACCCAGAAAGCUCAGAGAGUCAGAAGGAGGAUGACGAGGUGUUGGAUGGUGAGGAUGAAGAGCAGAGGAGGAGCAGCAGAGAGGCUUUUUUGAAGAUCACAGUGAACUUCCUGAGGAGAAUGAAGCAGGAGGAGCUGGCUGACUGUCUGCACAGCAGACAUGAUGCUGCAGUUUGUCAACGUAAACUUAAAUCUGCUCUGAAGAAGAAGUUCCAGUGUGUGUUUGAGGGGAUCUCUAAAGCAGGAAACCCAACCCUUCUGAAUCAGAUCUACACAGAGCUCUACAUCACAGAGGGAGGGACUGGAGAGGUCAAUGAUGAACAUGAGGUCAGACAGAUUGAAACAGCAUCCAGGAAACCAGCCAGACCAGAAACAAGCAUCAGACAAGAAGACAUCUUUAAAGCCUCACGUGGAAGAGAUGGACCAAUCAGAACAGUGAUGACAAAGGGAGUGGCUGGCAUUGGGAAAACAGUCUUAACACAGAAGUUGACUCUGGACUGGGCUGAAGACAAAGCCAACCAGGACAUACACUUCACAUUUCCAUUCACGUUCAGAGAGCUGAAUGUGCUGAAAGAGAAAAAGUUCAGCUUGGUGGAACUUGUUCAUCAGUUCUUUACUGAAACCAAAGAAGCAGGACUCUGCAGGUUUGAAGAGGUCCAGGUUCUGUUCAUCUUUGACGGUCUGGAUGAGUGUCGACUUCCUCUGGACUUCCACAACACUGAGAUCCUGACUGAUGUUACAGAGUCCACCUCAGUGGAUGUGCUGCUGACAAACCUCAUCAGGGGGAAACUGCUUCCCUCUGCUCGCCUCUGGAUAACCACACGACCUGCAGCAGCCAAUCAGAUCCCCCCUGAGUGUGUUGACAUGGUGACAGAGGUCAGAGGGUUCACUGACCCACAGAAGGAGGAGUACUUCAGGAAGAGGUUCAGAGAGGAGGAGCAGGUCAGAAGGAUCAUCUCCCACAUCAAGGCUUCACGAAGCCUCCACAUCAUGUGCCACAUCCCGGUCUUCUGCUGGAUCACUGCUACAGUUCUGGAGGAUGUGUUGAAAACCAGAGAGGGAGGAGGGCUGCCCAAGACCCUGACUGAGAUGUACAUCCACUUCCUGGUGGUUCAGUCCAAACUGAAGAAUGUUAAGUAUGAUGGAGGAGCUGAGACAGAUCCACACUGGAGUCCAGAGACCAGGAAGAUGAUUGAGUCUCUGGGAAAACUGGCUUUUGAGCAGCUGCAGAAAGGAAACCUGGUCUUCUAUGAAUCAGACCUGACAGAGUGUGGCAUUGAUAUCAGAGCAGCCUCAGUGUACUCAGGAGUGUUCACACAGGUCUUUAAAGAGGAGAGAGGACUGUACCAGGAGAAGGUGUUCUGCUUCGUCCAUCUGAGUCUUCAGGAGUUUCUGGCUGCUCUUCAUGUCCAUCUGACCUUCAUCAACUCUGGAGUCAAUCUGCUGUCAGAAAAGAAAUCAUCUUCCCAAGUACUCAAAAUCAUAACAGGUAAAUCUGCAGCCUUCUACCAGAGGGCUGUGGACAAGGCCUUACAGAGUUCAAAUGGACACCUGGACUUGUUCCUCCGCUUCCUCCUGGGUCUUUCACUGCAGACCAAUCAGACUCUCCUACAAGGUCUGCUGACACAGACAGGAAGUGGCUCACAGACCAGUCAGCAAACAGUCGAGUACAUCAAGAAGAAGAUUGAAGAGACUCCCUCUGCAGAGCAAAGCAUCAACCUGUUCCACUGUCUGAAUGAACUGAAUGAUCAUUCUCUAGUGGAGCAGAUCCAACAGUCCCUGAAUUCAGGACGUCUCUCCACUGGUGAACUGUCUCCUGCUCAAUGGUCAGCUCUGGUCUUCAUCUUACUGUCAUCAGAAAAAGAUCUGGACGUGUUUGACCUGAAGAAAUACUCUGCUUCAGAGGAGGCUCUUCUGAAGCUGCUGCCAGUUGUCAAAGCCUCUAACAAAGCUCUACUGAGCAGCUGUAACCUCUCAGAGAGAAGCUGUGAAGCUCUGUCCUCAGCUCUCAGCUCCCAGUCCUCUAGUCUGAGACACCUGGACCUGAGUAACAACAAACUGCAAGAUUCAGGAGUGAAGCUGCUGUCUGCUGGACUGAAGAGUCCACACUGUACCCUGGAGACGUUCAGACUGAGCAGCUGUAACCUCUCAGAGAGAAGCUGUGAAGCUCUGUCCUCACUUCUCAGCUCCAAGUCCUCUAGUCUGAGACACCUGGACCUGAGUAACAACAAGCUGCAGGAUUCAGGGGUGAAGCUUCUCUCUGCUGGACUGAAGAGUCCACACUGUACCCUGGAGACUCUUAGGGUGGAGCCUGGUGGAGUCCGAUGGUUGAGACCAGGUCUGAGGAAGUAUUUCUGUGAACUCACCAUCGACACAAACACAGUAAACAGAAAGAUCAAACUGUCUGACAACAACAGGAAGGUGAUACAUGUGAAGAAGGAUCAGUCAUAUCCUGAUCAUCCAGACAGAUUUGACCAGUGUCCUCAGCUGCUGUGUAGUAAUGGUCUGACUGGUUGCUGUUACUGGGAGGUCGAGUGGAGAAGAGGAGUUGAUAUAUCAGUGAGUUACAGAGGAAUCAGAAGGAAAGGAAAAGGGGAAAACUGUUUGUUUGGAAGGAACUAUCAGUCCUGGAGACUGUUCUGCUCUGAUGAUGGUUACUUUGUUUGGCACAAUAACAGAGUGACACCUGUUUCCUCCUCCUCGUCUUUAUCAUCUUCCUCUGUCUCUGACAGAGUAGCAGUGUAUGUGGACUGUCCUGCUGGCUCUCUGUCCUUCUACAGUGUCUCCUCUGACUCACUGAUCCACCUCUACACCUUCAACACCACAUUCACUGAACCUCUGUAUCCUGGUUUUAGUCUCUGGUCCUCUGGUUCCUCAGUGGACGAGCUGCAGGCCAUUGUUAACUACAUGCACGGAUAUAGAACUGCAUCAGUGCUCGCUUUCACAGAAACUUGGCUUAGCAAUAAUGACAGUGAUGACACGCUGCACAUCGACGGCUUUGCCCCCCGGAUCCGACUCAACCGGGACACAGAACGCACCGGGAAGCAACAUGGCGGAGGUGUGUGUUUCUACAUGAACACAUGCUGGUGCUCCACGGUCGUCGUCAGAGAGGAGCUGUGCAAUGCAGACAUUGAGCUUCUGGCCGUCUCUCUUCACCCCUUCUAUCUUCCAAGGGAAUUCCCUCAGCUCUUCUUCAUCCUGGUUUACAUUCAUCCCAGACUAGAACUCGUGUCACCAGACUCUCCUAAAUUCAUACUGGGUGACUUCAAUCACAGCACAGUUGACAAAUCCCUGAAAGGAUUUCAGCAGUACAUCACCUGCACGACUCGACUAAAGAAAACACUGGAUAAAUGUUAUGGAUCUAUCCCCAAUGCCUAUAAGUCUAUUGCUCUUCCUCCUCUGGGCUCCGCAGACCACCACACCAUCCUGUUGGCACCAGUCUACAUCCUGGUCAUAAGGAGAAUAGAGGGGACUGUCAAAAACAUCAAGCAAUGGACUAAUGACAGCAUUGCCACUCUACAGGGAUGCUUUGAAACCACAGCCUGGGACAACAUUCUGGCAUCCACCAGUGACAUCAGCGAGCAAGUGCAUGCUGUGUCGUCAUACAAUUUCUUUCUGUGUGGACAAUAUCAUUCCCUCCAAACAGGUCACCAUCUUCCCCAACAACAAACCCUGGAUAACCAAGAAAUCCUCAACAAAAAGAAAAGAAUCUUCUUCACUGGCACUGAAUCUGAAAAAAAGGAGGUGAACAGAGAGGUGAAAGCUGCCAUCAGAAAAGCCAAGACAGAGACCAUCCAGGUGGAAGGCAGCAGCCCAGCGUCCCUCCCCAACGACCUCAACUCCUUCUUUUCCAGAUUUGAAACAGACAACACCUCCAAAACAGAAACCUUUAUCUCCUCCCUCACUAAUGCUGAAGAGGAAUUAUCCUUCAGAGGAGGUGGUAAGAGCUCUGAGGAGGACCAAAACAACCACAACACCUGGUCCUGA